AUGUCGGGUCUCAAGAACUUCGCUCUUGCUGGCGUCGGUCGCAUCGGCACAUUCAUCGCGGAUGAACUCCUCAACGCUAAGGUCGCUGGAACCGUCGACUCAGUUGUCGUUCUCACCAGGGACUCCACUACCGACGAGGCAAAACGCCUUUCCGCCCGCGGUGCAGACGUCAAAGCAGUCCCUGCAUACGACGACGUGGCGGCUGUAACCGCCGCGCUCAAAGGUGCCGACUGCGUGAUCAGCACGAUCUCAGGCGCGGCGACGAUGUUACAGCCCGCACUCGCAACAGCCGCGAAAGAAGCUGGCGCGCGCCUCUUCGUGCCCUCCGAAUGGGCCGGUGUCAGCGCGGGCAAGACAAGCGGUAUUCAUGCACCCAAGGCUGCGCUCCUUGGGCAUCUUGACAAGAUUGGACUUCCGUAUACGCUCUUCUGGACGGGAUUGGCUGCGGACUUCGUUUGGAUUCCGCUGCUCGAUCUUGGCCUCUCUACGGGCAAGGUUAUAUUCGGCGAUGACGGUAACGCGCCUGUGUCAUUCACGUCGCGUACUGACAUCGGGCGCUAUGUCGUGCACGCAUUGACCGCGUUCCCGCUUGAAGAGCUAGCGGGCAAAACGUUCCGUAUCGAGGGCUCACGCCACAGCUUCAACGAAAUCGUCCGUUUGUACGAGGCGAAGCACCCUGGAACCAAGGUCGAAGUGCAGUACACGCCGCUCAGCGAGCUCAAGUCGCGCAUCGAGGCCAACCCUUACGACGUCAAGAGUACGCUUCAGCAUGACUGGGCGCUCGGCGAGUGGGCCGUUGGAAACGACGAUAACGGGAAGUGGCCGGAGUGGAAGCCCGCGCCGGUGACCGAUUUCUUCUGA
Peniophora sp. CBMAI 1063 is the source of this 861-nucleotide messenger RNA. The record is from the annotation of a GenBank genome assembly. NCBI's taxonomy places the organism in Eukaryota, Fungi, Basidiomycota, Agaricomycetes, Russulales, Peniophoraceae.